GUAAUUUCCUCCUCUCUCAUCCUCGGUCGCUCUGCUUACACUCCCUUUCCAGCACAUGCAUCACCCCUCACUGGCUUCUGUUCUCUGUUUCUUCUUUCUCCCGGGCUGAGGCGAGUUCGCCUGCAUCCAGCCCUGCUUACUUCGCCCUCGUUCUGUCUGCGUUUCAUCGGAACAGGUCGAGUCCUUGUUCCCCGCGCUGUAAACAACACCACAACGUCAAAUACCGAGACUCGCGCUGCUUGCUGACUGCCCCUUCUCUCGGGAAGACUUUGGAUUUACGUGUUUACGAUCCGUGAAGGAGAGUUCCAUCUCUGAUCCUGCAGCCAUGGCGGGAAUGGAGGAGUUGGAGGUUCAUAGCAAAUCCUAUCUCGUGCGAUGGAUCCGUGUCAAAGAAGAACAUACUAUUUCCUGGAGCAUCCAGCCUCACAAGAAGUCCCUCAAUUUUGGCAUCUUCAAGCAUCCAGGUCACUCCGUGACCGCAAAUGUCCCCGGAUCAGGCUCCCACAGCACUGAUGUGAGCGAAAGCAAUCCGUCAAGUGGCUCUACGGGAGCGCGUCAGAAUGCAUCAAUGCCAGUCAUCGAGAAAUUGACGGGAAUUGGGUUGAAACCCAUAAAGUGGAUUGGGAAGUGUGAGGCCGACAAGAUCUCCCAGGGCACCUACGACGUUCCUCGGAAUGAGGGAGGGAAUUACGCUCUUGUCGUCGACAACACCUUCUCCAAACAGACCUCCAAGACUGCUACGCUCGUCCUGCUCACUUAUCCCACCGCUGUGCCGCCGCAGUCCGGUCACCAAGGCAUCCGCUAUAAUCCGGCCGGCGCCGCGCCCACGCCUGCGGAUCCCGAGGCUGCGAGCAAUAAUACCCGCGGGGCCUCCUAUCUCGAUGUUGGCAAACCCGGCGAUGCCUCGAGACAGGCAAGGGGAAGGCGUCGGUCGCUGGUGGCGAAGUCGGUUAAUAACAGUAACAAUGGUGGUAGUACCAAAGGGCUGCCGUCAAGUUCAGAAUUGUCUGGAGAUUCGCCUACGACCGUUCACACGGGCAUUCUACAGAAGCGAAGGAGGAAACGGCACCAAGGCUGGGCAAGGAGGUACUUCUCGCUGGACUUCGGAUCGUCUACGCUGUCCUACUACCACGAUCGCAACUCCUCCGCUCUACGCGGUGCUAUUCCCCUGGCCCUGGCAGCCAUUGCGGCUAACGAGAAAACGCGGGAAAUUUCUGUGGAUUCCGGUGCCGAGGUCUGGCAUCUUCGGGCGAGCAACGAUCAGGAUUUUGUAUCGUGGAAGCGUGCGUUGGAGAAGGCCUCCAAGACCCCUGCUGACGAUACCCAGCAGAACGAUAUUAUCCGUCGAAUACCCUCUCUCCGCAUCGCCCCCAAUGCUUUAGAGGAGCGUGAAUGGAUGCAGAUCGAGAGACUCGUGGGUCAUGUGGCUGGCUCAAGGGAUGCAGUUAGACAGCUCGCAAAGGACACAGAUCCCAAAUACCUUCCACCACAGAUUGCCUCUCCCUCGGAACGCCCACGAGAACGAUCGCCAAGUCCCAGUUCCCGUCUGAGUCCGAAUGCAGCUGAGGCGACGAAUGGAGAUGAUCACUUCGACUCGCGUGACAGACGACCCUUCUGGAAGCGCAAAGCAAGCUUCAACUCCUAUUCAGGCUCUAAGCGAGGCCCGGUUUCUCCACAGCUGACUGUCCCUGGCCAGUUCUCAGAUGUGGCAUCAAUCACUGGGGAUCGGAAGCCCAGUAGCAUCUCCAGCCAUGCCGAUGGCUCAGAGGAUAUCCACGACCGGUUGAUGGCUGUUCUUCGGGAUCUAGACAGUGUCGUGGCUGAAUUCAGCACGAUGUUCGCGGAAAGGAAAGAACGGUUCCAUCCACCAACGCUUUCUGCUCACUCUCGACGGAGCAUUGAUUCCGAUAUGUCGCAGGAAUUCUUUGAUGCCAAGGAUGGGGCUAUGUCGCCGAUACUUACCAUCCGGGACAGUGACGAUGAAAAUGAAGUCAAGCAGGCGGAGACCGUGGCAGACUAUGUGUCAUCGGACAGUGACGAGGAAGACCUCGAGAGGUCGAUCUCGAAUGCUUUGCAGAAUGAGAGUGCUUUGUCCUUAUUCCCCGUUAAACCAAGGUCGCUUGUCCCUUUGCCAAUAAGUACCGUCGUCAAACGCCGGACGACCGUACCCGCGCCCACCCUCAUGCCUCCAAGUUUAAUUGGGUUUCUACGCAGGAAUGUCGGCAAGGAUUUGUCACAGAUUUCCAUGCCAGUGUCUGCCAACGAGCCGUUAUCCUUGCUUCAACGUGCGGCGGAGCUAAUGGAAUACUCUGUUUUGUUGGAUAAGGCUUCUACCUCCACGGAUAGUGUGGAGCGCCUCAUCUAUGUAACUGCCUUUGCGGUCUCAUCACUGUCAAACUAUCGGGUCCGCGAGCGUGCCAUCCGCAAGCCCUUCAAUCCCAUGCUGGGGGAAACAUUCGAACUCAUUCGUGAGGACCGUGGGUUCCGAUUCAUUGCCGAGAAGGUAUCUCACCGACCGGUGCAGCUCGCCUACGUGGCCGAAAGCAAGGACUGGAGCAUCACGCAGUCGCCUAUGCCGACGCAGAAAUUCUGGGGUAAGUCGGCGGAGAUCAUCACGGAAGGCAUAAUCAGACUCACCCUGCACACCACCGGCGAGCAUUUCAGCUGGUCCCCCGCGACAUGCUUCCUCCGCAACAUCAUCGCUGGUGAGAAAUAUGUUGAACCAACCGGAGAGCUUUUAGUCUUCAACGAGACGACCGGUCAGAAGACAGUGUCCACAUUCAAAGCUGGCGGCAUAUUCUCUGGCCGCAGCGAAGACGUCACCUCCAAAGCAUUCGAUCCCUACGGCAAAGAACUACCCCUAGGCAUGGUUGGCACCUGGACGACUUCUCUUCAGCUCGUCAAGAACGGGUCCCUCACAAACACAGCCAUUUGGGAUGUUGGUCCCCUCGUUCCUGACGCCCCCAAGCAUUACGGCCUGACCAGCUUCGCCGCAACCCUGAACGAACUUACCCCGAUCGAAGGUAAGAAGCUUCCCCCGACAGACUCGCGACUGCGUCCGGACCAACGCGCCCUCGAAAACGGAGAUGUUGACCGCGCUGAGGAAGAAAAGACUCGACUGGAAGAGAAACAGCGCGCGCGGAGACGUGAGAUGGAAGCAGCCGGUGAAUCCUGGGUGCCGCGGUGGUUUACACGGGUUGAAGAUGCCGCUACAGCUGGUGCCGGCACAGAGAUCGUGUGGCGCCUGAAAACAGGUAAAGACGGAUACUGGGAAGAAAGGGCCAAGGGGACUUGGACGGGCGUGACACCCGUGUUUUAAUCCUUUUCUUUUUAGGGACAAAAGGAAGAAGAGUAAAGUAAAAAGAUGAGCAUGCAUGUACAUAGUUUAUAUGUACAUACCGUCUACGAGGCUAUGAAUAUUGCAAUAAUGCGUCGUUUAAUCAAUAUCGCUAGUUUUCUUCGUGG
Messenger RNA from Monascus purpureus, 3465 nucleotides. The record is from the annotation of a GenBank genome assembly. NCBI's taxonomy places the organism in Eukaryota, Fungi, Ascomycota, Eurotiomycetes, Eurotiales, Aspergillaceae.